Molecule: messenger RNA, 6014 nt
Organism: Medicago truncatula (barrel medic)
Lineage: Eukaryota; Viridiplantae; Streptophyta; Magnoliopsida; Fabales; Fabaceae
Exons: 11
Coding region: 270-5459 (1729 amino acids)
Biological process (GO): defense response; signal transduction
Molecular function (GO): ADP binding
Source: RefSeq, a predicted model, not a curated record
UCAAUUUUACUUAUAUUUAAAAACGAAGGGAGUAAUUAAUUAUAUUUAAAAAAUAGAUAUUAUAAGUCCUUAGAAAAUUUAAACUCUGGGCAAUUUUGAAAGUGAGAAGAGGAAUUUUCAUUUCACUAGCUUUGUUGAUAACUGGACCAAUAGAGGUUUGAUCCAUUGCAUCUCUCUACCACCCAUUUAAUAUAUCAGCGAAACUUUCCAAUUCUCCUUAAUAUCUUACUGUCUUCUAAGAGUUGACGUCGCGCGAACACAGCGAGUCAAUGUCUUCUUCAUCCUCCUCCACUCCUCAAUGGGUAUACGACGUGUUCCUCAACUUCAGGGGGGAAGACACUCGUUCCAGUUUCGUUUCUCAUCUCCAUGCAGCACUCUCAAAUGCUGGAAUCAACACUUUUCUUGACGACAAAAAGCUUGAAAAGGGAGAGGAGCUGGGACCAGAACUGUUGCGAGCAAUAGAAGUUUCUCGUAUUUCUAUCAUUGUUUUCUCCAAAAGCUAUAUCACAUCUAGUUGGUGUCUUAAAGAGCUUGAACAAAUUAUGAAAUGCCGCAAAAAUUAUGGACAGGUGGUUAUGCCCAUAUUUUACCACGUUGACCCAUCGGCUUUGCGUCAUCAGAAAGAUGGUUAUGGAAAAGCUUUGCAAGCAACUGCAAAAAGAAGACCCUCUGGAGGCGAAAGGAGGAAAUAUGCUUUGUCCAAUUGGAAGAUUGCACUAACCGAAGCUGCAAAUAUAUCUGGUUGGGAUAUCAACAAAUCCAGCAACGAAGGUGAACUAAUGCCUCUGAUUAUUGAGGACGUCAGGAGAAAAUUAAACAGCAGAUUAAUGUCUAUUACUGAAUUUCCAGUUGGAUUGCACACACGUGUGCAACAAGUGAUUCAGUUUAUUGAAAAACAAUCAAGCAAAGUUUGCAUGAUAGGGAUCUGGGGUAUGGGUGGAUCAGGUAAAACAACAACAGCCAGAGAUAUCUACAACAAAAUUCAUCGCAAAUUUGUAGAUCACAGUUUCAUUGAAAAUAUUAGAGAAGUUUAUGAAAAGGAAAAUAGAGGGAUUACUCAUUUACAAGAACAACUUCUUUCUAAUGUCUUGAAAACAAUUGAGAAGAGAUUUAUGAGGAAAAAGACACUCAUUGUACUCGAUGACGUGAGCACAUUAGAGCAAGUAGAAGCCCUAUGUAUAAAUUGUAAAUGUUUUGGUGCGGGAAGUGUAUUGAUUGUUACAUCUAGGGAUGUACGCAUACUUAAGUUACUUAAAGUUGACCGUAUCUAUAACAUAAAGGAAAUGGAUGAAAACAAGUCCCUUGAGCUUUUCUGUUGGCAUGCUUUUAGAGAACCAAGUCCGAAAGGAGACUUCAGUGAACUCUCAAGAAGAAUAGUUGUUUACUGUAGAGGAUUACCACUGGCUCUUGAAGUCAUUGGAUCUUACUUGCGUGACAGGACAAUACAAGAAUGGAUAAGUGUAUUAUCAAAGUUAGAGAGAAUACCCGAUGAUAAAGUGCAUGAGAAACUAAGAAUAAGCUAUGAUGGUUUAAAGAAUGAUACAGAAAAGGAUAUAUUUCUUGACAUAUGUUGUUUCUUUAUUGGUAAGGACAGAGCAUAUGUUUCAGAGAUUAUAGAUGGUUGUGACUUUUAUGCUGGUAUUGGAAUAACUGUCCUCAUAGAGAGAAGCCUCCUAAAAAUUGAAAAGAGUAACAAACUUGGAAUGCAUAGUUUGCUAAGAGACAUGGGAAGAGAGAUUGUUCGUAAAAGAUCAAUAAAAGAGCCUGGGAAGCGUAGUCGAUUGUGGUUUCACAAGGAUGCACAUAAAGUAUUGACAGAAAAGACGUUCCCCUUCCAAUCUCUAUUUUUUCUUCACAUACAUGGAACAGAAACUGUGGAAGGAUUGGUUUUGAUGUCGCAAAACACCAACGAUGUUUGCAUCGAGACUAAUACCUUCAAGGAGAUGAAGAAUUUGAGACUUUUAAAACUUCAUCAUGUUGAUCUUACUGGAGCUUUUGGGUUUCUUUCUAAAGAAUUGAGAUGGCUCCAUUGGCAGGGAUUUACUCAUGAAUAUAUACCUGAUGACUUUUUUUUGGGAAAUCUAGUUGUUUUUGAGUUGAAACACAGCAAUAUUAAACAAGUUUGGAAUGAAACCAAGUUGAUGAAGAACCUGAAAAUUCUCAAUCUCAGUCAUUCCAAGUACUUGACAAGCACUCCUGACUUUUCAAAAUUACCGAAUCUAGAAAAGCUCAUUAUGAAGGACUGUCCAAGCUUGUCUGAGGUACACCAGUCAAUUGGGGGUCUGAGGAAUCUUCUUCUGAUAAAUUUGAAAGAUUGUACAAGUCUUAGCAAUCUCCCAAAGAAGAUAAAUCAAUUGAAGUCUUUGACAACUCUCAUCAUUUCUGGUUGUUCAAAGAUUGACAAGUUAGAAGAAGGCAUAGUGCAGAUGGAAUCCUUAACAACACUGGUCAUAAAAGAUACAGGUGUGAAAGAGGUGCCGUAUUCAGUGGUAAGAUUGAAAAGCAUCGGAUAUAUAUCUCUAUGUGGAUAUGAAGGAUUAUCAGAAGAUGUUUUUCAUUCUAUUAUUCAGUCUUGGAUGUCACCAACAAUGAAUAAUUUGCCCCAUAAUAACCUGGACUUUCUAAAACCAAUAGUUAAGAGCCUUGCACAACUCAGAACUGUUUGGAUACAAUGCCACUCAAAGAAUCAACUAACUCAAGAAUUAAAAAUAAUUUUUGAUGAUCAAUAUUAUAUUAAUUGUACUGAAUCCGAAGCAUUGCAAAUCCCAAAUACUUCCUCGAGAUCGCAGUUAAUUGGAAUGGGAAGUUGUCGCACAGUCGUGUAUACUCUUGGCAACAGCAUGUCACAGGGAUUAACAAUCAACGAUUCGGGCAAUUUUUUCCUUCCGAGCGGCAAUUAUCCUUCUUGCUUAGUCUAUACAAGUGAAGGACCUUCAACACCAUUUCAAGUUCCUAAGGAUAUUGAUUGUUACAUGGAGGGAAUAGUCUUAUGCGUUGUUUAUUCAUCAACAUCUGAAAACAUGGCAGGUGAAUGUCUCACUAGUGUCUUGAUUAUUAAUUACACAAAGUGCACCAUCCAAAUUUACAAGCGAGACACUGUAGUGUCCUUUAAUGAUGAAGAUUGGAAGAAUGUAACAUCAAAUCUAGGACCUGGUGAUGAUGUGAAGAUUUAUGUAGCUUUUGAGCAUGGAUUGAUUGUUAAGAAAACAACAGUUUAUCUAAUAUCUGGCCAGUCGAUUAUUAUGGAAGUGGAUGAAGCUAACAUGGAAAUGGAGCCAUCGGAGGAAGUGAAUGUGCAGCCGUCCCAUGAAGCGAAUGUGCAGUCAUCACCUAUCAUGAAAAUGAAGCAAUUAUCAAAGCCCAAUAAAAGUAUAUUUGCGAGUAUUCCGAACAAAAUGGGUGCAUUUUUCUGCUUGAACAACGUUGACUUCAAUUCCUGGCUUUCCUGUGGAAUCAAAUUAAUGGAUUCUUCUUCAUCGUCCUCCAAUCCUCGAUGGAUACACGACGUGUUCAUUAGUUUUAGAGGAGAAGAUACUCGUAAGACGUUCGUUUCUCAUCUAUAUGCUGCCCUCACAAAUGCUGGAAUCAACACUUACACAGACAGCCAACUUCACAAGGGAGUGGAGCUAGGACCAGAAUUGUCCCAAGGAAUAGAAUGGUCUCAUAUAUCCAUUGUUGUUUUCUCCAAAAGAUAUACCGAAUCUUGUUGGUGUCUUAACGAAUUGAAAAAGAUCAUGGAAUGCUACAGAACUCAUGGCCAUGUGGUUGUCCCAGUAUUUUACGAUGUUGAUCCAUCUGUUGUGCGCUACCAGAAGGGCGAUUUCGGGAAAGCUUUGCUAUCAACAGCAAAAAAAAUAUACUUUCACUCGGGAGAGGAAAGGCUGGAAUAUGUUCUGUCUAGGUGGACGAGUGCACUCACCGAAGCUGCUAAUUUGGCUGGUUGGGACGUCAACAAUUGCAGGAAUGAAGGUGAACUAAUGCAGCAAAUUGUGGCGGACGUUUUGGAAAAACUAGAUAGUGCAUUCUUGCCCAUUACCGGAUUGGAAAAACUAAAUUGUGGCGGACGUUUUGGAAAAACUAAUGCAGCAAAUUAUGCUCACUUUGAGUACUAUCUUGUGAUUGAGUUUAUUGUAACUCAGCCGAGCAAAGUUUGUAUGAUGGGAAUAUGGGGAAUGGGUGGGUUGGGUAAAACAACCACAGCCAAAGCCGUCUACAACCAAAUCCAUCGCAAAUUUGAGGAUAAAAGUUUCAUCGAAAAUAUUAGAGAAGUUUAUGAAAAAUAUAGUACUGGGAUUAUUCAUUUACAACAGCAACUUCUUUCAGAUAUCUUGAAUUCAAAGGAGAUUAUACAUAGCAUUGCAUCGGGGACCUCUACGAUAGAGAGAAGACUUCAAGGGAAAAGGGCGCUUGUUGUGCUUGAUGAUGAAAUGAACGAAAGGGAGUCCCUUGAGCUUUUCAGUUGGCAUGCUUUCAGACGACCUAUUCCAAUAAAAGACUUCAGUGAACUCUCAAGAAACGUAGUUGCUUAUUGCAGAGGAUUACCACUGGCUCUGGAAGUCCUAGACAGAGCUUACGUAACAGAGAUACUUAAUGGCUGUGGACUUCAUGCUGUUAUUGGAAUAGCGAUCCUCAUAGAACGGAGCCUUGUAAAAAUGGAAAAGAAUAACAAAAUUGGAAUGCAUGAUUUAAUAAGAGACAUGGGAAGAGAAAUUGUUUGUGAAAGUUCAACAAAAGAGCCUGGAAAGCUUAGUCGACUAUGGUUUCACCAGGAUGCACAUGAUAUUUUGACCAAAAAUUCUGGAACAGAAACUGUAGAGGGAUUGAUUUUGAGGUUUGAAAGAACCAGCAGAGUUUGCUUCAGUGCUGAUUCUUUCAAGGAAAUGAAGAAUCUGAGACUUCUACAACUUGAUAAUGUGGACCUGACUGGAGAUUAUGGGUAUCUUUCUAAAGAACUGAGAUGGGUCCAUUGGCAGAAAAGUAGAAUUUUAACAUUUAUCUUCUUGCAGUUGCUAUGGAAUCUGAAAAUUCUAAAUCUGAGUUAUUCCAAGUAUUUAAAAACCACUCCAGACUUUUCAAAAUCACCGAAUCUAGAAAAGCUCAUCAUGAAGAAUUGUCCAUGCUUGUCUAAGGUACACCAGUCCAUUGGAGAUCUCAAUCGUCUUCAUAUGAUAAAUUUGAAGGACUGUAGAAGUCUUCAAAAUCUCCCAAAGAAUAUAUACCAAUUGAAAUCUUUGAAAACUCUCAUACUUUCUGGUUGCUCAAAGAUUGACAAAUUGGAAGAAGACAUAGUGCAGAUGGAAUCCUUGACAACACUGAUUGCAAAGGAUACAGGUGUGAAAGAGGUGCCCUAUUCAAUAGUAAGAUCAAAAAGCAUUGGAUAUAUAUCCCUAUGUGGAUAUGAGGAUUUUCACGUGAUGUUUUUCCCUCUAUCAUUUGGUCUUGGAUGUCACCAACCAUGAAUUCUCUACCCCGUAUUUCCCCAUUUGGAAAUAUGACUUUAUCUCUAGCUUCCAUAAAUGUACAGAAUAAUAAUUUGGGCUUUCUAUCGACAAUGGUUAGGAGCCUUUCACAGCUCAGAGCUGUUUGGUUACAAUGCCGCUCAAAGAUUCAACUAACUCGAGAAUUACGAAGAAUUCUUGAUGAUCAAUGUGAUGUAAAUUUUACUGAAUUGGAGUCAUCACAUGCAUCACAAGUCUCAAAUCUUUCCUCGAGAUCGCUAUUGAUUAGAAUAGGAAGUUGCCACGUAGUCAUCAAAACUCUUGGAAAGAGCAUAUCACAGGUUCCUUCUCUAUCCUCUUGGCUUUUUUACCCUUUAUUAUAUUAUAAAGGUUAAUAGUGUUUUUCAUCCCUGUAAUAUAGGUUAUUUCCGGUUUUCGCCCUUAUAAAAUUUUCGGUUUGAUUUGCAUCCUUGUAAAAAAAAAAAUUCCGGAAAACACCCCUCCUCCAUCCAACUCAUCAAAUGCGCAUAUGUGGCGCUGACUUGGCUUUUUUUUUUAAUUUUUAUUUAUUAUUAA